AUGCCACUGAAGAAAGUGCUAGACCUGUUGAAGGACCCGGAACACCUAUUCAACUUGAAUUUUCGCUCCGAAUUCGAACGGGCGGCUUGCAAGCGACUGCUACACAACCCCCACUGGCUAACCUGUGGGAUGAAGGCUGUCAUCGGUGCUGCCCGAGAGUGCAUGGACGUUGCGGGAGGACACAUAUCAGAAAGUCUUUCAGCGAAACUUUUCCGGGAAGCCAAGGUACAUCAUGUUUUCUGCUUGAUGGGGGUCGAUACGACUGAGUUUCUUGGUCUUCAUUGCGGCACCUUCUACAAUGUGGGGUCUGGCCGCCGGCAGAUGACUACGGACUUCUACCUCCGAAUAUUCCUACCAACUUUUAGUAGAAAACUGGAGGCUCUUGUGGGAAGCAAUGAGCCUUUCUAUAACCUACUGAUCGCACCCGUGGUGUUGAUGGUAUUCCGCAAGGACACAGGCUUCGGCAGCGUUCGGGAACGCAUCAUUGUGGACCACGUAAUGGCUCACAAGAACCUCUUUCGGCAAGAUCUUAGGCAGGCCCCUAUGGGUGAACUGAGGCCCCUUAAAGCAACAGAGAAGAAAUGA
Dibothriocephalus latus is the source of this 585-nucleotide messenger RNA. The record is from the annotation of a GenBank genome assembly. NCBI's taxonomy places the organism in Eukaryota, Metazoa, Platyhelminthes, Cestoda, Diphyllobothriidea, Diphyllobothriidae.